GCGUUCAGUUCGCUCGGUUCGUUGGCCCACGUCGCGCUUUUUCUCCCUCAAAAGUAGCGCAAAUUACUUAAAAUAAACUCAAACAAAACUAUUUGGAAUAGACGCUGACAAAGUUCUUGCUCAUCUUUUCGCACAAUUCGCUUCGAUUCGUCGUUCGCUGUUUGCAGAUUAUCUCAGUGCGCGAGAAAAAAAGAGAAAAGAAAACAUGAAAAUUCCAAUCAGUAUGACAAUGCUUUCUCUCUAGCAUUCUGUGUCUGCUUGAUGUCUGUCAUAAUGUUGACUCACCAUGUUUCCGCAUCUGGAGAUGGAUCAUGCAAGGAACUAAACAACGUCAACUGCUAUGUGGGCCGUAACGAGGGCAACUAUUGCAACAGGAAGGACCAGACGAAGGCUCUCACCCGUUGGUAUUACGAUAAGGGCUCCUGUCGUCCCUUCUCCUAUCGUGGCUGCAAUGGCAAUCGGAAUCGCUUCUGCACGCAGGAAAGCUGUGAAACACGCUGUGGAAAGAAAUAAACUCACACACACAGAGAGAGAAAUGCACACUCACAUCGAUUCACAACAAGUUUCACAUCUCUACAUCUGAGUUUCACAUCCACUUAGUUGAUAAGUUUGUAUGUACACAAGUCUAGUCUAAGUACUGAAAGCAAAUAGAAAGAGGAAGCCGCCGCAAGUGUUUCUCACCUUUGAUCGAAUCAAUAGUCGCUAAAUGCCGACCAAAAUAGACAGUCGAGUGCUGUAAGCUGGCAACAACAACAACAUCGGCAACGACAAUCGAAUAUGCAGCACAGCACUUGGCUUGGUCCGAAAAAUGUGCAAACUGUCAGUGUGCUGACGCCUCGUGUAUCAAAUAACGCGAUGACAUGCCCCAUGACAGUGUCGCCAAUGGCCAGUUGACUUUGAUUUUGAUGCCCAUGUCGAUGUCGUUGUCGAUGCCGA
Messenger RNA from Drosophila nasuta, 936 nucleotides. Its product is annotated as isoinhibitor K. Bases 262 to 513 code for a protein of 83 amino acids. The transcript is spliced from 2 exons. Gene Ontology annotation, molecular function: serine-type endopeptidase inhibitor activity. Lineage: Eukaryota; Metazoa; Arthropoda; Insecta; Diptera; Drosophilidae. The record is from RefSeq and is a predicted model, not a curated record.